AUGUUCUGGACGUGGGUUGAGACUCUCAAGUACUCACCCACGGAGUUACAGGAACUCCGAGAAGGUCGGCUGCUGUCCAAAAUCCUGGACCAGCGCGAUCUUCGCAUUCGGUUUGUCCACUUGGUCAGCAAGCGGCUGCUGCCAAGGGACAUCCAGAAGCGCGCGGCUUCUAGCGCUCAUGAUGUGCGCGGGUACGCAGUGUCAUCAACGUCCGUAUCCCGUUCGGGCAAGAAGCUCGAACUACUUACGAAGCUGCCGCCGCUUCUGUUUCCAGAUCGCGACAGCCUUCGGGCAGUCUGCCUGGAGCCGUUCAAUCGGCUCCCAUGA
This is a messenger RNA of Phytophthora nicotianae INRA-310, 327 nucleotides long. RefSeq lists its product as hypothetical. The coding region runs from base 1 to 327 and encodes 108 amino acids. NCBI's taxonomy places the organism in Eukaryota, Oomycota, Peronosporomycetes, Peronosporales, Peronosporaceae. The transcript has a single exon. The record is from RefSeq and is a predicted model, not a curated record.